AUGGGCGCACGGGUGUGGGUGCUGUUGCUGGCGCAGCGGCUGGCUCGGGUGGACCUUGGGGUGCAGGAGUUGCGGGAUCAGGACAAGCUGGACACGUGCCUCCCUGCGGAGGCACCUGGGCGGGAGCGCAGAGGCUCCCCAUCUUUUCCUGUCCCUGCUGCAGGUUUCGAGAACUCGUCGCUGCUCCUGUGGCCAUGUGGCCAGCGGAGCAUCCACUUGUGCAUGGUGGGUGGAACAGACGUAGAGCUGGGGCGCUGGCCGGGGCAGGGCAGCCUGCGGGUAUGGGGCUCCCACCACUGUGGAGCGAGCCUGCUCAACCGCCGCUGGGUGCUGUUGGCUGCGCACUGCUUCCAAAAGCAAAGGAAUCUCUCAAAGUGAACAGUUCAGUUUGGUGAGCUGUCUGCCUGGCCAUCCAUGUGGAACCUGCAGGCUUACUACAACCGCUACCAGGUGGAGAUCGUGUUGAGCCCCAUGUAUGUGGGGGCUUCAGCCUACGACAUCCCCCUGGUGAGGUGUUCUCCUCUCACCUACAGUCCAUACAUCCAGCCCGUCUGUGUCCUGGCCUCCUCCUCCGAGUUUCAGAACCGGACCGACUGCUGGGUGACUGGCUGGGGAGACCUCCAAGAAGAACAGGCGCUGCCUUCUCCCUACAUCCUCCAGGCGGUGCAGGUUGGCAUCAUAAACACCACCAUCUGUAACUACCGCUACACGCAGCCCGCCUUCCCCUAUGACGUCUGGGGGGACAUGGGCUGUGCUGGUGAUACCGAGGGCUUCAAGGAUGCCUGCUUUGGCAACUCGGGCGGACCCUGGUGGUUGAGGAACGGGCUGUGGUAUCAGGUUGGAAUCGUGAGCUGGGGAGUGGGCUGCGGCAGGCCCAACUGGCACGUGGUCUACACCAACAUCAGCAGAUACUUCAACUGGAUCCGGAUGCUGAUGGUGCGCAGCGGCCUUCCCAGGCCAGAGCCCUGCCCACUGCUGCUGCUUGCCCUGCUCUGUGCCCCCCCAGUCCUGUAGCUGGCCGGAGCCCCACAGGGCCCCUGAGCAUUGGCCCAGUGCCCCUGUGCCCCGUUUCUACUAAACCCUUUUGUGUGUUCAUAGAAAAAAAGUGUUGUGUGUUGACACCUUGCAGAGCAUUCUGUGGACCCAGGGGGCUCCCUGGGCACCCUCACAGUCACCCGUGCCCCCCCGGGGCCCACCCCUAAGGCUC
This is a messenger RNA of Manis javanica (Malayan pangolin), 1207 nucleotides long. Lineage: Eukaryota; Metazoa; Chordata; Mammalia; Pholidota; Manidae. The record is from RefSeq and is a predicted model, not a curated record.